This is a messenger RNA of Carica papaya (papaya), 533 nucleotides long. The record is from RefSeq and is a predicted model, not a curated record. Lineage: Eukaryota; Viridiplantae; Streptophyta; Magnoliopsida; Brassicales; Caricaceae.
AUGUCUUGUUUUCACUAUAAUAAGGAUGAUGAUAGAAGAAAGUAUGACAAUCUGAAGGAAGAAGUAAAGCAAAUACUAAUUCUCGUGGUUGACAAGCCUUUGCGAGAGAAACUUGUUUUGAUUGAUACCAUUCAACAAUUGGGUGUAGCUUACCAUUUUGAGAGGGAGAUCAAUGAAAUCUUGAAACAGAUCUAUGAGACUCAACUUGAUCUUGAUAUUAUUAACGAUAGCGAUGACCUUUAUAACAUUUCUCUCCUAUUUCAAUUGCUCAAACAACAAGGUUACAAAGUUUUAUCAGGUAUGUUCUCAAUAUUCAAUAAGUUCAAGAAUAAAGAUGGAAACUUCAAAGAAUCUUUAUGUAGCAAUGUCAUAGAUAUAUUAGAACUUUAUGAAGCUUCAUAUUUGCAAGUACAUGGAGAAGCUAUACUAGAGGAAGCGUAUACUUCACAUAAUAAAACACUCCUAAACUUUGCUAAAUCGGAUUUCAACUACUUGCAAUCUCUAUACAAGAAAGAGCUCAAUGAGAUCUCCAA